UCGCGAGGCGGCCUUCACCUACGCCCUCCUGAGCGCCGGCGUCGCCUACAGCGUGACGGCGUCCUGCGCUCGCGGCAACAUCUCCACCUGCGGCUGCGACGACCGCAAGCGGGGCCGUUACAGCGCCUCGGGGUGGAAGUGGGGCGGCUGCAGCGCCGAUAUAAAAUACGGAAUAAAAUUCGCGCGCAAGUUCGUGGACGCGCGGGAGGUGGAGGGCGACGCGCGGGCGCUCAUGAACCUGCACAACAACAAGGCCGGACGGAGAGCUGUGAAAAAGAACCUAAGAACCGAGUGCAAGUGCCACGGCGUCUCCGGCUCCUGCACCAUGAAGACCUGCUGGAAGACCCUCCCGGCGUUCAGCUCCAUCGGCAGACAUCUGGUGAAAAAAUAUAACUCGGCAAGGGCUGUGGUGGCGUGCAAGAUGCACAAAAAGUCCUCGCUGUAUCUGGCGCUGCAGAAGAAGAAGAAUCGACGGCCGCGCCCCUCGCACCUCGUGUACCUGGAGAAGAGUCCCAACUACUGCGACUUCAACCCCGCCACCGGGUCCCUGGGCACCGUCUCCAGGCAGUGCAACCGGUCCUCCGCAGGUCCGGACGGCUGCGACCUGAUGUGCUGCGGCCGAGGCUACAACACACACCAAUACACUCACAAGUGGAAAUGCAAUUGCAGAUUCCACUGGUGUUGCUACGUUGAAUGCAACACCUGCCAGGAAGAGACGGAGGGUUACACGUGCAAGUGAAAUGGCAACAGAUUGUGGAACAAAGAAAACGGUUGUGAAAAAGAAAAGAAAACGUAAUUGCACAGAAAACGGAAUAUUAUUUUAUCAUUGUCGCCCCAUCAAAGCUAUAUAUAUCGCGUAAUACAUGUAGACGCGCAUGGAUCAUGUAUAAACAUGUAAAUCUUUACAAAAAAUAUAUAUAUAAAUAUAAUAUUUA
Molecule: messenger RNA, 935 nt
Organism: Penaeus vannamei (Pacific white shrimp)
Lineage: Eukaryota; Metazoa; Arthropoda; Malacostraca; Decapoda; Penaeidae
Source: RefSeq, a predicted model, not a curated record